Molecule: messenger RNA, 1302 nt
Organism: Penicillium angulare
Lineage: Eukaryota; Fungi; Ascomycota; Eurotiomycetes; Eurotiales; Aspergillaceae
Product: GTPase-activating protein GCS1
Exons: 4
Coding region: 1-1302 (433 amino acids)
Biological process (GO): regulation of ARF protein signal transduction; regulation of endocytosis
Cellular component (GO): Golgi membrane
Molecular function (GO): GTPase activator activity
Source: RefSeq, a predicted model, not a curated record
AUGUCGCGCAUGUGGGAGGUCGAUCCAGAAACAAGGACAAAGCUCCUCCAAAUCUCCAAGACAAAUGGCAAUGAAAGAUGCUGCGAUUGCGGUGCGCCAUCACCUCAAUGGGCGUCCCCUAAGUUCGGAACUUUCAUCUGCCUCAACUGCGCUGGCACGCACCGCGGUCUCGGCGUGCACAUCUCCUUCGUCCGCUCAAUCACAAUGGACGCCUUCAAACACGCUGAGAUCCAACGCAUGGAACUAGGCGGUAACGAGCCCUGGAAAUCCUUCUAUGACGCACACGAGGUAACCGUGUCCGAGGGCCGAACAUUCGAGGACUCAACCAUUAAAGAGCGAUACGAAGGCGACGCAGGCGAGGAGUGGAAAGAGCGACUAUCCUGCAAGGUUGAAGGCAAAGAAUAUGUCCUGGGACAAGAGAAGAAGAACAAUAAUGCUACUGCGUCACGGUCUAGCACACCGAUGAGUGUUGGGACGGGCGGUGUUGCACCAGGCAGGACAGGGUCCCCUGCUACCACGGGUGGGAUGUCGAGGACGAGUAGUCUGAGAGCUGGUGGUGGUGGUGGUGGUGCGCCGACGAAGAAGGAGCAGAAUGAGGCAUACUUUGCCAAGCUGGGUAAUGAUAAUGCGACUCGCGCUGAUAAUCUGCCUCCUUCGCAAGGUGGGAAGUUUACUGGGUUUGGGGGUGGAUUGCCGCCUUCGACAUCCUCUGCUGGGGAUCGCCGGUCGUCGCCGUUUGGAGGAUUCGGUGGGUUUGGUGGAAACGCUGCAGAGGAUUUCCAGAAGGAUCCUAUGGCUUCCAUUACGAAGGGAUUCGGAUGGUUUGCAUCUGCUGUGGGCAAGAGCGCGAAGACAGUGCACGACUCAUAUGUUCAACCGACCGCGAAGCAGCUUGCCGAGUCCGAAUUUGCGGCUCAGGCCCGUGUACAGGCCGCUAACUGGGGCCAGAACCUACAAGCUGGUGCCCGCGGUGCAGCAGAUCAAUUCAACCGUUUCGUUGAAGGAGAAGACGGUAGACCAGCCGGUCAAGCCUCUCAAGGCCGUGUUGAUCCCGAACGCCGAGAUUUCUGGGACGACCUCUCCUCCCUUGGUGCAGAGCAGAAAGGUCAUCGACGGGGAGGUUCUCGAUCUGACGUUGUUGGCACAGCAGCUAUGCGGAAGAUGCCUGGGUCAGGUUCUUCAUUGGCUAACUCUACCACGGCUGGUGCUGAGACAUCUACCGCUCCGUCUGGACUAGAGCAUACGGAGAGUGCCCCAGCGUCAAAUGCUAAGGGCAAGGAUGAAUGGGAUGAUAAUUGGUAA